Meloidogyne enterolobii is the source of this 996-nucleotide messenger RNA. The record is from the annotation of a GenBank genome assembly. Lineage: Eukaryota; Metazoa; Nematoda; Chromadorea; Rhabditida; Meloidogynidae.
AUGAAUCCGAAUGGCUUUCAACCUUUAUCUUUAAAGGAAGAUUCCUUUGAAAAUAAUGAUGAAGAAUUACAAAAUAAAAUAAAUAUGAAAAUUAAAGACCCAAUGGAAUUAUUAAACGAGGAAUUUAAUUUAAAUUCAUUAAUUAACCAAAGAUUUUUUCCAAAUAGAAAAAAUAUUAAAAAUCCAAUGGAAUUCUUUCAGACUUUAUUUGAUAAAUGGAUUAAUUUAACAAAAAAUUUCAAUUUUGGAUUAUUAAUGGCCAGUCCAUUCAAUAAAUUGGGAGGACAUAUCCAAGCAAUUGUUGUUGCUGGUGGGACAGGAAAAGGUGAAGGAGAAGGAGAGGAAAAAGUAAAGGCUAAACAAAUAUUCAAUGGAGAACCAUCAACGUUUUGUGAACCUCCAUUUGUGUAUAAUUGUCCAGAAAAUUCGUUAUUCUGUUUUAUUUGCAAGAAAAGCCUCCACGGAUCAAUCAACAAUGUACAUCGUUCUUCUUCUUCUGACGAUAAAAUUUAUUUAGAAAUUAGUGGGACAGAAUUUGAAAUAUUUUUUGUUUAUAAAGAAGAACAAAAAGUCCCCUCAAAUGAUACAAAAUGGAUAGAAACUUUAAUGAGGAAAAUUUACAAAAAUUUAAAUAAAGAAGGGGUUGUUGACAAACAACAAAAUUCCUCAAUUCUUUAUAACCUUUCUUUAUUUAAAACUUUUGAAUUUUUGGAGAAUUUAUUAAAAAAUAAAAAUGAAAAAGAAAAAAAUAUUUUUAAUCAGUCAUUUAUUUAUUUAAAAAAUUGGGCAAAAGGUUGUUUUUGUAAAUUUGGAAAAUUAAAAUUAAAUUUUAAUUUUAAAAUUUUAGAAAAUAAUAUUUAUAAUAGUCAAGAGGGAUUUCUCGAUGGAAAUUCUAUUUCUUUAAUGUUGACAAAAGUAAUUUUGUUAUAUCCUGGAGCUAAUUUAUUUGAAUUGUUGGAAAGAUUUUUCUUUACAUAUUCUACAUGGUAUUUUUAA